Messenger RNA from Fraxinus pennsylvanica, 438 nucleotides. The record is from the annotation of a GenBank genome assembly. Lineage: Eukaryota; Viridiplantae; Streptophyta; Magnoliopsida; Lamiales; Oleaceae.
AUGAUUCAGAUAGUGCCUCAAUCAGUUGUGUUAACCUAUAUAGUUUUUGUUGCAACCCAGCUGAAGUGGGCAUGGGAUUGUCUUCUUUAUCAAUCCUUCUUCGUUCAGCCUGCCGGAAUCAAGUUACCAGAGUAUGUUGAUGAUCUUAGUGUAACAUGCUACGAAAAUAACACAGAGUCUAGAGAUUCUGUUGAAUGUGCUGUUUGUUUAUGCAAGAUUGAGGAAGGAGAUGAAAUCAGAGAACUGAGAUGUGAUCAUCUGUUUCACAGAGUUUGUUUGGAUAGGUGGCUCGGCUAUGGGCACAUGACAUGCCCUCUUUGCCGGAAUAUUCUAAAGUUUGCACCACUGGCGGAGGAGCUCUACCACCACCAGGAACUGAUUCUUAUUAACUUCUGUGCCACUACAUCCAGGGAUCGCUGUGCAUGGUGGCUACGAUGA